UGCAGUGCUGGUGAUUUGUGAGGGUCGUGUAGUUGUGUGCGGUGUUCUCCAUUGUUCACUGUGGACAGAACGAUUCACGCCAGGCGGCGUGGACAGAGUGCUGCCGGCGCAAUGCCGGACAGUGUGCGGUACAACAUCAAGUACUUGGUAUCCAAUCUAGAUGUGUCACUGAUCUUGGAAGACCUGCUGGAGAAUGAUGUCCUCGGCGAAGAGGAAUACGUUACUGCCUCAGGCAAGGAAAACGAGAAGUGGGAUCUUUCCAAGUAUGUGGUGAGGCUGAUGCUAACGAAAACGGACGAACAGGUGGGUACAUUCCUGAAUUUGAUUCAACACAGCCAGCCUCAUGUAGCGGAGCAUAUUGCCAAUACCAUGGCGAAGCGACGCGGUGCAACUGCCAGUGAGAAAGCUGACCAUCCGACGAAGCCAAUGUCGGCAGAUCGUAUCACCAUGACAACAGUUGGCAAACAGAAAACACAGCCAUCACAGCACACAGUGGGGGAUGGUCAGGCAGACCAACAAUGGACGUCCAACAGAUGUGAACCAAUCUUCAAACAACCAACAUCAGCUGAAACAACCGCCAAUGCAACUAGAACGGGUACAACAUCCAAUGCAACAUUGACUGCAACACAGGGUUCAACAAGAUCAACAACUUCAAGCCAGUCUUCUCUACCGGACAAAGACCGACACUUCACUGGCAGGAAUGACAUUGUAACAGAGAUCAGCGCCAACAUUCUCACAACAAAGUCCAAAUCAUCAUCUACACGAGUGCAGAGUCUUAUGGCACCAGCUGGUUUUGGUAAGACGUCCGUAGCCAUUGCUGUGGGACAUGUAUGUCGCAAUGCUGGUUGUCGUGUGGAGUUCUUUGACUUACGCGGUGUAGCUGGUGUUGACGCUGUCCAGGCAAUGAUUCAAAACCGACUCGAAACAAAUCCUGUUUCAGCUGAAACUACUGGCAAGACAACGAAAUCAACUGAUGGCAUGGAUGAUGAUGGUAGCAAACAACAAAUGUUAGUUAUUCUGGAUAAUGCUGAGGAUGCUAUCCACGCUGGUGCUGAUAAAGAUUUCCAGCUACAAGAUGUUGUGGAACGACUACUUCGACCACAACACAACGUUCAUGUCCUACUGACAAGCCGUGUUUACUUUGACCUACACGCUGCCCAGUUUAAACUACAACAACACCGUCUUGAUGGUCUGACAACGGUUUGUGCUGUUGGUCUGCUCCAUGGUCUAUGUGUUGAAGGUAGUGUGAGCAUUGAAGAUGCACAGAGGUUAGUGGAUCGUUGUGGAAAUGUUCCACUUGCUGUACGCAUUACAGCUGGUCUUCUACAAGGUGGUCGAUUAACUCCAAUCAUGUUGUUGUCGUUAUUCCAAGACCUUGGUCUCGAUGUGUUCAACAAUGAUGGUCUGAAACCAAAUCAUCGAAUCCUGAAGCUGUUGGCAUUAGCAUACAACACAUUACAACAUGAUGACAAGGAAUCAUUCCAUGCUCUCUCUCAACUGCGCUCCUCAUUCUCAUCUAAAUGUGCUUGUGUGAUGGUGGGAUUGGCUGACACUAAGGCCAAUGUGGUUCAUCUUGUACGGUUUGAUCCUUUGAUCAAGAUUUGUUUCCUGGAUUACAAUCCGUAUCUGGACCGCUACUCACUUCAACCAUUCAUCGCCGAGUUUGGUCAUUACCAAUGCCCUGAAGACAAGCGACAUGUGUACCAACGGCGAAUGUGCAAGCAUUUCCUUGGCUUUGUGAAGGAAGCUGAUGACUCUAGAGGUUGUGGUGCAGACAAAGCAGUGUAUUGGAGUUCCCAAUUGCUUCAGGAAAAAGUGAAUAUUCAGAUGGCGUUGUCUGUUGUUGAUGUUUUGUCUGGUGAUGACUUGCUUCCUUUCUCUGGAUUAACAAAGUCAUCGGGUAUCCUACUUGCCUUGUUUGGGAGAGCAAUGUUUGUUCGAGAGUUUGUGGACAGGAUACAAAGAUUGGACAAAGCACCGCUAUCUGUACAAGCUGACAGCAUUUGCACCUCGGUCCUGUGUUGUAUUUGCCGUCAAAGCAUUGCAGAUUCUGAUGUCACUUUUGAGAGUUUGGAUCCAGAACCCAAAUGCUCCUGGAGAAAUCUGAACAAGAACCGACAGGAGUGGGGUCACCGCUGAAGCUACCUUUGAUGCAACUUGCUCUGGAGUCAUGCAGGCUAUCCAUGUCUCUGGACAUCAACUGCAGGGAAGGACAGGUUGAGCCCAGCCAGGAAACACUAUCCCGUCUUCAGGUGGUGUACCAGCGUGUUACAACAACACUGGGAAUGGGCCUUGCAACAGGUGUCACUGAAUGUGCCCUGAAACUCAUUCAACUGUAUUGUUCCACUCUGCUAAACAAGGAUAUACCCAAUGUACAGGUGGUAGAAGACCUUGCUGAGAGAGUGAUGUCAUCAUACUACCUAUCACAGGAUGGUGCAGUCCCUUCAUGUAGUGGAAUGUACGGUUUUCUGCUACAGUGCAUUGCUGUGAUCCUGGGCAAGGCCAUGUCAAGUUCCUGUAGCAGUGAGUGGAUUAUUUCACCAUCAUUGGUUACAACACUGGGUAUACCACGGUGCAAGUGGAAACAUGUACCAAAUGCUAUCAGGCGCUCGAUCAAUACCCAUGACGACCACACUACUGUGUCUGCUCUUCAGUUACAACGGUACCUGCACUCCAUGGAUGAUGACACAGUAACCACACUACUGGACAUGUACUUGAGUGUUAUGUACAACGACCAGCACAUAUCCUUGGUAGUAAAUGGAAGGGCACACACAACUCCAUUGGGUCUCACUCUACCAGCACAGCAUCCCUACAACAUUGUGAUGGACUAUGUCAGGAGAUGGUGGCAUGGCUCAAAUCCAGCAGAUCACACAACAGCACUGAUUAACAACUGUAGCCAGAACAAGGUACCUGAUGUGGAAGUGAUGCAGUCUUGUAUACUGACGGCUAGAAAACUUUUCAAUUUGGAGAAUACUCUCUUCGCGACUGAUGUUUGUUUCACACUCUUCCCAGUGUUGAAGUCACUUGUUAAGGAUCUCAGUGCUUGCCUGCCAAGCAAGUGUGCAACUGGUCUGUCAGUGCCUGGAAUUGUGUACUUACCACCACAAGCUGAAGACGGUUCUCUACUAGACUACUCUCUCAUUGCUGCCCUGCGUCGUCAAUCCAAGAGAGGCCAAGUGAGCAUUUAUCACCACAUUGCACUACUGGAAUGGUGUCCACGUGUAGCAGCAUGUUUUGUCUGCUAUGACCUGGACAACAUCACAGCAUGUCCUCGUUGUGGCAUGGCUUACCUGUGUGGCAAACAUCGUCAAACUGAUGAACACCUAAGUGAACACAACCAACACUGUGCUAUGCUGGCAGCACUCAGACAUCG
Molecule: messenger RNA, 3373 nt
Organism: Sycon ciliatum
Lineage: Eukaryota; Metazoa; Porifera; Calcarea; Leucosolenida; Sycettidae
Exons: 3
Coding region: 112-2139 (675 amino acids)
Biological process (GO): regulation of apoptotic process
Source: RefSeq, a predicted model, not a curated record